This is a messenger RNA of Tricharina praecox, 1422 nucleotides long. RefSeq names its product acyl-CoA dehydrogenase. Gene Ontology annotation, molecular function: flavin adenine dinucleotide binding. The record is from RefSeq and is a predicted model, not a curated record. NCBI's taxonomy places the organism in Eukaryota, Fungi, Ascomycota, Pezizomycetes, Pezizales, Pyronemataceae. The transcript has 2 exons. The coding region runs from base 64 to 1362 and encodes 432 amino acids. Gene Ontology annotation, biological process: fatty acid beta-oxidation using acyl-CoA dehydrogenase; butyrate catabolic process.
AGUAUAUAUCUCCCCACCUGCCAAUGACCGAAUGUAUUCCUCGAUCACAGCUACCUAUUCAACAUGACAAUCACCUUCACCCUCACGCCCGAGCAGCAGCAGCUCCAGCAGUUCGCCCGCAGCUUUGCGGACGUCCACUUGCGCACUGCACACGCCGUGUACACGGCGCCGCACAUCACCACCACGCAGGCGGCAUUCAACAGUAUCCGCCCCGUCGUUAGCACCGCUGUCGCCGCCGGGCUGGUGUCCGCGCAGAUCCCUAGUGCCCUGGGCGGCACCGCUGGCGACUCGCCACUGCUUGACGCGGCAAUCCUGGUCGAGGAGUUCUUCGUCCAUGAUUCCUCCGUGCCCAUCGCGAUCCUGAGCGCGAGUCUGGGGUUGGCGCCCGUGAUCAUGGCCGGGACCAAGGAGCAGCGGAAGGAGCUGUUAGCACCGUUCCUGACGAAGAGUGGGGAGCCAUUGGCGUGCUUGGGGUUCUCGGAGAAGGGGGGCUCGGCGAAUUAUAUCCUCAACCCUGCCCUGACGACCGCCAUCGUCUCACCCGACGGCAAGGAGUUCGUUAUCAACGGCGGCAAGCUCUGGGCCUCCAAUCUCGGCGGCUGGGACUACCGCGGCGCGGACGUGAUCUCGCUCGUCUGCCGCGUUCUCCCCCGCGUGAAUGCGCCCAUCGCCACAGGGCCGCAGAACAUCGCCAUCAUCGCCAUCACCCGCGGCGACAUCGCCGCAAACGAGGAGUCCGCGUUCACGGCGGUGGAUCAAGAGGACACGCUGGGCUUCAACGCCGUCUCCGGGCCCGCGGUGACGUUCAUGAAUCUUCGGGUUCCCCGCGAGAGAUUGAUCGGUAGCGUAGGCCAGGGUCCGGAGCUGGUGAGCAAGGCCUUUACCGGCAGCGCGGCGAUGGUCGGCGCAAUGGCGUGCGGGAUCAUGCGCGCCGCGUUCGAGGACGCGCUGGCUUUCGCGAAGCGGGAGGCGUGUGGUGGGACGCAUCCGGUGAUUCACCACCAGUCCGUGGCGGAUCGAUUGAUCGAGAUGAAGAUGAGGCUGGAGACGGCGAGGUUGCUCACGUGGAAGGCGGCGAGUGCGUUUGAUGCUUCGCAAGGGCAGGAUGUCGAGGGGUGCUGGAUGGCGAAGGUUUAUGCGAGUGAGGCGGCAACGGAGGUGGUGCAGUUGGGGAUGGCGGUGUUGGGCAUGGAGAGCUACAGCCUCAGACAGAGGUUUCCAAGGCUGUUGAGGGAUGCGGCGUGUCUGCCAAUCUUCGAUGGAGGGAAUGUCGGGGUGAGGAGGAGGGAGUUGCAAAAUUUGUUUGAGGGCGAGGCGUAUGAUCCGCUGGCUUUUGCGUAUGGAGGCCAGUCCGAGGCCUAAAUAUGUCUGCAUUUCACGUAUGAUAGCUGCCUGCAUGUCAUGUAUGAUAUCUGUAAGAAG